Microthlaspi erraticum is the source of this 453-nucleotide messenger RNA. NCBI's taxonomy places the organism in Eukaryota, Viridiplantae, Streptophyta, Magnoliopsida, Brassicales, Brassicaceae. The record is from the annotation of a GenBank genome assembly.
AUGGCGGGCGAUAACUUGGUGAACCUCGGCGAUUUGGUCGUCGGAAAUGUGGUGAGCUUUCGCUCGUCGAGACUGGGUGCCCGCUACGAAGGAAAGAUCUUCUUCUUCACGCCGCACAACACGAGAUUCGGGAUCGAGAAAGUGACGUGUAUCGGAAGUAACGGGAAGAGGAUUGACUUGAGUGGCGUUUACAUUAACGGUCUCCAGUACAUUGAGGACUUAAGGGUGAUAGAACGUGCUGACCCAAAUGCUGUGUCUGAUGAGGAUGAAGAGAUGGCUGAUGCAUCAUCAGGUAACAACAAUCAAGCUGCAAGAGGAGGACCAAACGCUAGCAACACACAGGCUGGUCAGAACAGUAAUGGCGCAUCUGGUGCUACAAAUGUGAAUCAAGCUGCAAGAUCAGGCUCUAGCAAACCUCAGGUUCGUCAGGUCGGAAGGUUUAGGAUUUCUUAA